CGAAGGAAUAAAAGAAAGUAGAGCAACCAACGCAAGUUGAAAAUUAGUCUUUGUUUGAUCAAAAUAUUUCUUAGCUUCAAACGUUAUUGAAACCCCGAAAAAUGUGUGGACGAACUGCUUGUACAUUAGCACCUGAUGUGCUAUGCAAGGCAUGCUCCUACAAGAAAAAUAAGUCAGAUGAAUAUACUCAAGUAGAGUGGAGAAGUAGUAGCGAUGGAAAGGAAUAUAAUCAAGCAUUCAACUUUGUCCCAACAUUCUAUGGACCUGUAAUGAUUUCGAAGAGACAUUUGGAUGCCAAUGCACCUGUAGAGGAUAGAGUUAUACAACCAAUGAUGUGGGGAAUUAUACCACGGUGGCACAAGGGGUCUCCAACCAAGCACAAAAUGACAACAAACAACUGCCGUAUUGAAGGGCUUACUGAGAGUCGUCUUUACAAAGAUCCAUUGUUUAAGGGACAACGCUGUGCAGUGCUCUGUGAAGGAUUCUAUGAAUGGAAGCAACCAGAGAAUAAAGGAGGCAGUAAACAACCAUACAUCAUAUAUUUUCCUCAACCAGAAGGUAUAUCGAUUUUUGAACCGGAAACAUGGAAGGAUCGCCUUGGUGAGCUCUGGUCUAAAGAAAAUGGCUGGAAAGGGCCAAAACCGCUAACGUUUGCUGGUCUGUUUGACGUUUGGAAGUCUCCUGAAGACGGUAGCAUCAUUUACAGUUACAGUGUGAUAACUAUGGAUUCUUGUCCGGCGUUCUCGUGGAUACACGAGAGAAUGCCGGCGAUAUUGGAAACAGAAGACGACGUUAAUAGUUGGUUGGACUACACGCAUGUCCCUGCUCAAGAGGCUAUCUCCAAGUUAAAGGCAUCGACAAUAUUAACGUGUCAUCCUGUGUCCGCAGAUGUCAACUAUGCAAGAAAUGAGGGAAGUCAUCUGACGAAAGCGAUCGAUUUGAAUAAGCCUAAACCUCUCUCGGCUAGCGGGAAGUUUAUGGCCAACUGGUUGGGAAAAGCUAGUCCCGCUAAAAUAGACAAGAGUAGCUGUGUUAGUCCUCCAAAAGAGGGCGUUAAGCGUCAGUUAUCAAUAAAAGAUUCCGUUCAAGAUAUAUUGAUAGGAAAGUCUUUGCAGUUGUUCGGAAGUAUCUAUCGAGGCAAUCAGGCAAGUGAUGCCUGUUAUCCACCGAGGGCAUCGAAACAACUGAUAAAUGUUUAUGUAAUGCUAUCUCGUGAGAUGCUCGUAUUUAAUCGCCGUGGGCUACAAGGGUGCUAG
Molecule: messenger RNA, 1256 nt
Organism: Daphnia pulicaria
Lineage: Eukaryota; Metazoa; Arthropoda; Branchiopoda; Diplostraca; Daphniidae
Product: abasic site processing protein HMCES-like
Exons: 5
Coding region: 102-1256 (384 amino acids)
Biological process (GO): DNA damage response
Molecular function (GO): single-stranded DNA binding
Source: RefSeq, a predicted model, not a curated record